UAACUCAUUAAUAUGAUAAAUUCACAUUCAAAUUUGUUUAUGUGCCUGUAUGUUAAACACAAAAAGUGUUUUACACUGACAUUUAGAUGUAAUGAACAAAUGACUUUACUCCGAGAUUUCUCUAAAUGUAACAGGGACACCUGUUUUCAUAUUAUGACAUGCGCACGGUACAAAUCAAAAUAUAAAAUCUAGAGUAACAGUCAGGGAAAUCUCAGAUCAAAAGAAUAAAUUGACAUCAACAACAUAUUCAAACUUGCAUUAAAAAAAAAUAUGUUGGCAAUUUGAUUCUUGCAUGUAUACAUAACGACUAUGUCUAUUCUCACACAGUCUAAUUUUCGACCAAUUACAAGUAAGCACCCUUUCAAAACAUACAUGUAGUUAAAGAUUACAGAGCUCACCAAGACAAGACAUUAACCUUUUACAUGAUACCACCAUUAUGAUUUUAUUUGAAAAUCGUAGUUCAAUAUGAUUAUUCCAUUAUAAAUUGUACUGUAUAGUAUGAUACAAUAUUGUAUUAAUGUGUCCGAUUUUCAAUAUCAUUUUUUAUCAUAUGAUAUGAUAUUGUAUCAUGUAGUAAAUUAAAAUUUUACAAUAAAAUAUUUUGAAAUGAAAAGUCACCUGACUUUUUAAAAAGUCAAUCUACUUAUCGCAAAACAAACAUUUAAGCAUCAAGAACUUGCUUGCACAAAUGAUACAUCAUACAUUUAAUAACUGCUUAUCAAAGUCCUUUAAUGAUCAAUUGCUCACAAAACUUAACAUCUAUAUUAAUGUUCAAAAUAUUGAUUAAGAACCUGUCUAUAAGCUUUGUACAGGUCUUAUUCCAUGCAGGCUUAUAUAAAACACUUUUCUUCAAUGAUUUUGGAGUGCUCUUAAUUGAUAAGUAAAAUGAUUGCAUUAAGUCAAACCAACAAAAUAUGCACCACUUUAAAACAUUCAUUAGGCCACUUUUACAUUCAGCUUUUACAAAAUCUAUUUGAUCAUUGAAAGUCCUUAAAAAUAGAUGUACUUUUAUUGAGCUUAUCUCAUGGAAUAUCUGGAAAUGACAUUUAUCAUGUUUAAAUAACAUGUACCAAAACAUGUAUAUCUAAAAAAGAGAUGCUAAAAUAUAGAACUUUUAUGCCUAUUAAAUAAAUCCAGUUAUGUCAUUCGAUCUGACAACAUACCGCACUAUACAUGAUGAAUUAUAAAUAUUGUUGAAUAUUUCAAAUGAAAAAUCGUGGUGUUUUAUGUUUUACUAUUGUUUUUUUUUAAAUUAAGUAAUGAUUAAACAUGCUAUAAACUAUAUUGUAAGGUAAAAUUUCCUUGGACUUUAGGAAGAUUUUCAUUCUAAUACAACUGCAAAAUUGUAGGCACAAUUACAUGGUUUGAAAUCAUAAUUUUCAUAUGUAUAAACUGGUACUAUGAAUCAUUUUAAUUAAAGCAUUGGAGUAGUCUGGAUUGAUGUCAAUACAUGUAUUGCAUUAAGACUUUAUAUGAAUGCCAUAUCAAAUGAGGAAAUUUUAUUUAGAGAAUGAGCGCCCUGGUACAUACUGAAUCUAAUUUUUGAAAAAACUCUAAUCAAUAUUAUUUGAGGAGAAUUUAUUGUAAAAUUAUGUGAAUCUAUAAAACCAUCAAAAUAAUAUUUGAUAACAUUUUUUAUGAAAAAGCAACACAAAAAAAUUGAUGUAAUUCAGUGAGCUUACACCCCGUAAAUUUACUAAUACUAUACUUUUUGAACCUUACACGCCUACUGCUAAAGCUUAGAGUGGUGAGCAAAGGUCUAAAUGUGUAAUACUUCCCCAUAAACAGUACAUGUAUAUACAGUAACAUGUACAUAGCUUUACUUUUUUCAAUUUUUUAACAUUUCUUUAAAAACACAUUUCAUAAAUGAACAUGAAAAAUUUUCAAAUCUUCCAACAAACUAACAAUCCUCCACUGAUAUGGCUUAUUUUGUAUAGAUCAAUUUAUUUUUCAAUUAUGCCUCUUCCUUUUUAAGAGUAUAGACAAAUAAGUCUAUAUACUGAGCAAUAAGGAAGUGGACCCUAAUUUCAGGAAUUUAUCAUCAGGUUCAGAGAGUGAGCAAAAUGUGUCAAUCUUCAUCACGACAAAGAUAGCUACACAGAAUUCUUCAGUGCAGUUUUAACCAAAUAAAACAGUGGCUAGAAAUGUUGCUGUGACAAAGUAAUAUAAUGGCACUCAUUGCAGAAAAAAUUGACUGUGGAAAGUGUGCGAAGCCGGCUGAAUGUGUGUGCAAGACCUGCGGAGAAAACUUCUGUGAAAAAUGUAAACGACAACAUUUGAAAUCCAAAUCCACCAAGAAUCACCAGUUGUCUCCCCUAGCUUUCUCUGAUAGGGAUGAAUGUGUACUGCACACAACACACACGUAUGACAUGUGUUGUAAAGACUGUGAUGUCCCAGUGUGUGUUAAGUGUGUUACCGAAAACCAUGUGGGGCAUGUGUUUGUGGAAAAAGAGAUGUUGUAUCAACAGAAAAAGGACACGGUUCUCUCCAUUAUCUCUACCCUGAAGAAUAAACUAGUUCCCAAGUGUAAGGAUACACAUAACCAGGUCCUCGAAAACAUUACCAACUGUAAGCAGGUCAUGGCCAACAUAAGGGGCCGAAUUAGAGACACUGCUCAAGAAAUUAAGUCACUAGUAGAUGCAGUGCUUGAAAAGAACAUGGCCACACUUGAGAGAAUGGAGAUUUCCUUGUUGCAGAAACUUUUGUCAGAGGAGAGUACAAUUAGUGACCAGUUGACAUUAUUGACGGAUAAGUUGGAUGAUUUAGAGUAUAGAUAUCAGAACUGUACUCCUGCUCAACUGAUGCUCACAGCCGAUACCAAACUGCCACUAAAAGAGGAAAAUAUUCCAUAUCCCAAACAGCUGACUUUGCCCGAAUAUCACAGCAAAUCUAUACCUGAGGACAAGAUUUCUCGACUCUUUGGAGAAAUCAUUGAAUCCCCCGAUGCAAUGGAAGUCCCUAUUACUCCUGUGCAUGAUCUUGGAAACCUUUACAAUAACAUGACAUUCCCUGUCCAAAAAGUCAUUGGUUUUGCGCCCUCUGACAUCCAAUACGGGCGUCACAUCAGCUGCAUGAGGAACAGUUGUGCAUGGGUUAGUGACCGUCUGAGUAACAUGACUUUGGUGAACAUUCAAGGGACAACUCUGGACACUUUCUCCAUCAAAAGUAAAGGGGAUGGGUACCACUGUGCCACAAUGACCAAUAAUCUACUCUACAUUGACAAAGCCAUGAAAAGGAUCAGCAAACUCCUUCCAAAAGAGAAGAAAGUAGAGAGCCUUUUCUCUAUUCCUAAAACCUGGGCCGCAAUAAGCAUUCAUUCCUCUUGGAUCAAUGAAGACAUUUUGAUAGGCAUGCACAACAAACAGGAGGCCAAAAUAGUUCGCUUUGAAAGCACUGGAAAAGAACUAGAAACUAUUCAGAGAAACAGCAAGACUGGGGAAGACCUGUACUGCUACCCCCACUACAUCACAGAAGGACCAACAGGGGAUGUCUGUGCAUCCGACUUUGAAAAAUUCUCCGUCAUAACUGUCAACAGGAAAGGGGAAUACAAAUUCACCUAUAAAGGGCCCAAGAAGGCACAGUUUUUUCCACAUGGAAUUUGCACUGACAAAGUAGGAAAUAUCCUGGUUUGUGACAAUCAGUGCAAGUACAGAAUCCACAUGUUGGAUCCCGAUGGAGUUUUUCUACGCUUCCUCUUGUCUAAGGAUGAUGGCAUCCUAGAACCACUUGGAUUAUGCAUCGAUGAUUGUAAUAAUCUCUGGCUUGGUCAAAGAGGAAAAGAGUUUGUGUCAGUCUUCAAGUAUAACACCCAUGUCAAUGAAAAUUUGUACAUGUAAUUGAUAAUGAAACUGUCACAUCCUUACCAAAUAAUACCCAUAUCAGGACAUGCAUAACUAGUCAAAAUUAUGUUGAACUUAUAACAUGCCAAAGGGAAAUUUGUCACUGGUACAUGUAUUUACAUGUAUUUCCUUUUCCCUGAUUACUUUGAUUUUCAAAGUAUGUCUGUUUACCAUCAUGUUGAUUUUUUGUUUAUCUAUACUCUCAAUAAAUGAUUUACAAAAGAAG
This is a messenger RNA of Magallana angulata, 4065 nucleotides long. RefSeq lists its product as uncharacterized. NCBI's taxonomy places the organism in Eukaryota, Metazoa, Mollusca, Bivalvia, Ostreida, Ostreidae. The coding region runs from base 2169 to 3836 and encodes 555 amino acids. The record is from RefSeq and is a predicted model, not a curated record. Gene Ontology annotation, molecular function: ubiquitin-protein transferase activity; zinc ion binding; protein binding. Gene Ontology annotation, cellular component: chromatin; nucleoplasm. Gene Ontology annotation, biological process: positive regulation of DNA-templated transcription. The transcript has 2 exons.